AUGAAGGUGUUAUCUUCAAUUCUGUUUCUUCUGCUUGUUAUCUCCAUUGGGAUUGAAAAUGAAGGGGCAUUGAAAGGGACAGAGGCAAAGCUAUGUGAUGUAAAAUUAUACGACUACUGUGAAGCAGACUGUUUCAGCGACUGUCCCAAAAAAUAUGGAAGCAAAGCCAUUGGCAUGUGCAGUCCAGCCAGUGAGUGCAUCUGCCGUUGGCAAUGUUAG
Sphenostylis stenocarpa is the source of this 219-nucleotide messenger RNA. NCBI's taxonomy places the organism in Eukaryota, Viridiplantae, Streptophyta, Magnoliopsida, Fabales, Fabaceae. The record is from the annotation of a GenBank genome assembly.